AGAACGCCGCCUCUGCCCGAGCGUGCUCCGCCCGCGGUGCCGCGCGCGCGCGCCCCCCUGGGUGAGCGCCCCCUUAGCCUUCGGGGGCGGCCCGAUGGCUCUGCCCGGCUGCCCGCAGAGCCAGCAGGAGCACGCCGAAGUUUGGAACUUUCUGAUGGACUGCACGCGGCUCCAGGAGGUGAUGCGGUUGCGGGAGGAGAUCAUCGCCAUCGCGGCGAGGACGCCCACCGGUGACCCGGCAGCCUUCAUCGCGGCGCUGGCCCCCCGCUGCGCCGCGUGGCGGGGCGCCUGUGUGCAGUUCCUCGGCGCCCGGGCGCCAGCGCCAGGCUCAUUGCAUCAUGCACCGAAGUCUCCAGCCUCCACGACGGCGUCGGCCUCGCGGGAGCAGACCCCUGCGUCCUGCGCGGCGUCCGCCGCGUGGUCCCCGCUGUCGGCGGCGGCUUGCGGGCAGGAGGAACUGACCCACCCGCUCGAGUUGCUGGACGAGCUCAGCUUCGGCGUCCCGCUGGGCCCGGAAGGCGCCCCCGGCGGCGCCGCCGAGGCGCCGGCCGGUGCGACCGCAGGAGGCUCGGGCACCGCAGAGGCC
Messenger RNA from Prorocentrum cordatum, 586 nucleotides. The record is from the annotation of a GenBank genome assembly. NCBI's taxonomy places the organism in Eukaryota, Dinophyceae, Prorocentrales, Prorocentraceae.